Messenger RNA from Penicillium verhagenii, 1113 nucleotides. RefSeq names its product fungal specific transcription factor domain-containing protein. The coding region runs from base 1 to 1113 and encodes 370 amino acids. Lineage: Eukaryota; Fungi; Ascomycota; Eurotiomycetes; Eurotiales; Aspergillaceae. The transcript is spliced from 3 exons. Gene Ontology annotation, molecular function: DNA binding; zinc ion binding. Gene Ontology annotation, biological process: DNA-templated transcription. The record is from RefSeq and is a predicted model, not a curated record.
AUGCAAUCACAUGGAUUUUCAAACCAAGCAUAUCUUUAUACAGGUCUCGCUGUCCAGAUAGCGUGCUCUCUAGGUCUGCACUGCGACAAAUAUUGUGCUUCGUACGGUGGUGUUGAGAAGGAACAAGCCCGUCGUGUCUGGUGGUCUCUUAUCGUAUUCGACCAAGAUCUCUCAUUGCGCCUAGGCAAGCCAUUUGCAACGAAAGAAUCCUGGUGCCCACCGUUACCAUCUGAAGUGAUUCUUCCAUCUGGCGCUUAUAGUCCACCGGAAUAUCUCGCAGCGUGCAAAGAACUCAGUCUGCUGGUGAGCAUAACCCAAAAACGUUUAUACAAAGAUCCAUUCGUGCUUCACCAUGAGAUAGAGAUAAAUGCUCUUCUGGAAAUCCUUGCUAGCUUGACGCAAUGGUCCGAUAACCUGCCUCCACAUUUGCGAUUGUUGGUCCCAACUGCACCCUUACAUCGCAGACCAAUUUCACUCCUCCAUCUCCGAUACCACGGUAGCCGACUGCUCAUCGCCCGUCCAUUUCUACUGUAUCAACUGCUGUUCCAGGCAAAUGGACCAGAGACCCCAAAAUCUUCCAGUCUCGACACCUUCAGCGCCAUCUGUCUGACUUCUGCGGAGCAGAUGUUAGCCAUUCUGCAAAGCAUGGUGAAUGAUGGAAUUCACUCUAAACUUAUUGCUAUGGAUUUCUACUACGCGUUGGACAUUCUUCAUAUUUUCUUGGCAUCAUUUGCCCUCACGGCAGACCAGAAGCAGUUUGAUAAUAUUUACAGGUGCCUUAAAAUUUUGCAGGCCAUGGGUACUACGGGGUUUGGGGAGAGAAUGCUCCCAGAAGUUUUAUUUGAGCUAAUAGAAUGGGGAAUAUUCCCAUAUCAGCUAGACAAUCGUGCUGAUGGUCACAUGGAGGCUCAGCAAAAUCUACAGAAUUGUCUUCAGGACUUGGAUGAGUCACUAUCAAAUGGUGAUGCCCCAAGUGAGAUUCAUGACUGGUAUGCUGUUCCACCCAAACUUACAAGCCGCCAAAAGCCAAGCGGGAUUUUCUCGCUUGAUGUUCCUUUAGACUUCCCGAGCGAAGAGGUGAUGGGUGAAAUUCUCUGCCCCUCUGUGGAAUGA